AUGGUGUUACCAUUGAUGAAACUGGGCACCCUCUUAGUCAAAACGAUAAGUAAACCCUUAGCUAGUCAGCUCAAGCACCAAGCUAAGGUUCAUCCCAAGUUUCGACAAUUUAUCAUCAACUUCGCUCAGAGAAACCACAGGAUCACGACGCAAAUGCAAAGAAGGAUAUAUGGACACGCGACUGAUGUAGAGAUUCGCCCCUUGGAUGAGGAAAAGGCUGUUCAAGCUGCUGUUGACCUCAUUGGAGAGCUCUUCAUCUUUGCGGUUGGUGGAGGUGUUGUUGUAUUUGAGGUGCAAAGAGGUUCGCGGUCAGAAGCAAGAAAAGAGGAAGCGCGAAAGCAAGAAUUAGAGGAGUUGAGAAUAAAAGAUGAAGAACUGGAAAAGGAAAUGGCUGAUCUCAAGAGCAAACUAGAGGAGCUUGAACAACUUGCUAAGGCUCGCGGCCUAACCGGUCUUUUCCAGUUAAAACAGCAGCCUGGUUCUAAGGCUAAACCAGCUGAAAAAAGUCCAGUUGAAUCAUCAUCAUCAUCAUCAUCAUCAUCAUCUUAA
This is a messenger RNA of Microthlaspi erraticum, 549 nucleotides long. NCBI's taxonomy places the organism in Eukaryota, Viridiplantae, Streptophyta, Magnoliopsida, Brassicales, Brassicaceae. The record is from the annotation of a GenBank genome assembly.